GGUGCCAGCUGAACGCAGUAUUUGCAAAUGUCGGCUUACAAGAAGCGUGUUGAAUAACUUCUCGAAUAUUUUCAAAUACGUUGAUUGUUUAGCCACAUACACUCUCCGAUACGAUACGAUCGACGUCGAGUGAUUAAUGUAUUUUCUAUUAUGGCAAUUGAACGGAGUGCGCAUGCGACGAAAUUUAUUAUUAGGAGGACGUUAAGAGAGACCACACGGGUCUACGACGCCUUUAGACGAGCUUAAGUGUUCGUUGUAUUUACAAGUGCAGACGUUUUUUUGUUCAUUCCUCUCACUCGAUGUGGUUCUAUAAAAUUGAUUGGUUUGAGUGAAACAGCUCGUAGAAGCGAGACUGUCAGGGUCACCUGAAGAUGACGCUGAACGGUCACGACACUGGUAAACUCGACGCGAACAGACCACACAACGUAACGUCUUUCGAACUUGGACCCUCCAAAACAAGCCAAAUUGUAAAGGUUGAGAGGACUCAAUGUCUUAACAAGUUGUUGGAGGCGGUGCCUCCCGUGCGUGAGUUGAAACAAUACCUAGCAGUGGCGCUAUGUGGUAUAACAAUAUGGGCUACAGCAUGGUUUGUUUUCCAAGACGAUGUACUACCUGGCAAAAGUUUAUUCAGCAUGUCAGCAGUUGUGAUUGUAGGAUAUAUCUUCGGGCAUACCCUAGAGAGGUAUACCACUGUCAAUGCUGUCGUAGGAAUGACGCUGAUUGGAGCAUUGUAUAGAAACUUAGGCCCACCUAGCUUCCUAGAUAAUAAAGUAGCUGAUGCAAUAGACUACCACUUAAGUGAAACUCGUUUGCACUUAGGAUCAAUUCUGGCAUCCGUAUCACCAGCGAUCGUAGUGCCAACUGUGAUGAAGCUGAGUGCACGAGGGCUCGGAGCUAAGAACCAAAUAUCAAACCUGGUCGCAAAUGCCGGAGGGCUCGAUACUGCUUUCACAGAAGGCAUGUGUGGAGUCAUUAAUAGCGCCAUAUUUAUCCAAGCUACUCUCGUUUACAAAAUUAUUAAGGCUCUAUUGGCAAUAUUCGUUGGCAUUGGACUAGGUAUUAUCCUAGGCGUCAUAAUGGACUAUCUACCUGAACAUACGGAUACAUACGCGCCGACCAUUCGCAGUCUCUUCAUAUUCACAAUCGGCAUUCUAAUGACAUAUGCUGGCGGUUACCUUGGAUGGGGUGGUAUUUCGGGAGUAGCAAUAAUGGUGUGCGCGAGCGCAGCCGCAACGCGAUGGUCCCGCCGAGGAUGGACACUCAACAACAACCCUGUCUCUGAAGUGUACAAAGUGCUUUGGAGAAUAUUUGAACCCAUGCUGUUUACGCUUAGUGGCUACUUCUUGGAUGUAUCACAAAUUUCUAUGAAGGAGUUUUGCUUAAUAAUAGCAUGUAUAUUCUGCGCGUUGUUCCUGCGGUUAAUAACGGCGUUCCUGGUUUCGCUCGCCAACGAACUCUCCUUGAGGGAGAGCUUAUUUAUCGCUGUCACUUGGAUACCUAAGGCUAUUGUAGAGGCCGUGUUGGUGCGGGUGGCGACGGAUUCCCUCUGGACGGACGGUGCUACCAACCAAGAUGAACGAAUCGCUGCCCAACACUCGAAUAUCAUCGUUAUUGCUAUACUCAUAACGUCGACCAUAGGAUCAACGCUUACGACCAUUUUAGGACCAAUACUUCUCUCCCAGGACUCCAGAGUCGCUCCCGAAGAUUUCUACAGAACGCAAACGUUGUCGCCUCCCCAAUCGUCGGAUAAUAGACGAAAUAUUAACACAAGUGCUCUAUCAUACAUAGACAUUCAAUAAAUUUUUUAAUGCAACUUUAUCUCUUCUUUUUUAUUUUACUUAAUGUCUUGUACCUUUUAGGUAUGAAAUAAAUGUUUAAUGCA
Molecule: messenger RNA, 1882 nt
Organism: Hyposmocoma kahamanoa
Lineage: Eukaryota; Metazoa; Arthropoda; Insecta; Lepidoptera; Cosmopterigidae
Product: sodium/hydrogen exchanger 9B2-like
Exons: 11
Coding region: 372-1799 (475 amino acids)
Biological process (GO): proton transmembrane transport
Cellular component (GO): membrane
Molecular function (GO): antiporter activity
Source: RefSeq, a predicted model, not a curated record